UCAGUUCUGCUGGGAGUCGCAUCCUACCUGCUUCGGAGGUGUACUGCCUAUGCACAUUCCUUGUACUCACUGUGCUGCUGCUGAGGUGUGAGGCAAACUCCGCUUGGGGACUGAGCUAGUGGAGAAAGGAUCAUAAAAGCGACCUGAUGGGUUCUGGGAAAGUCUUCCUUUUCUCUCCUUCCCUCCUGUGGAGUCAAACUAGAGGAGUGAGGUUGAUAUUCUUGUUACUAACCCUGCAUCUGGGAAACUGCAUUGAUAAAGCAGAUGAUGAAGAUGAUGAAGAUUUAACUAUGAACAAAACAUGGGUCUUGGCACCUAAAAUUCAUGAAGGAGAUAUCACACAGAUUCUCAACUCUUUACUUCAAGGCUAUGAUAACAAACUUCGUCCAGACAUAGGCGUGAGACCCACAGUAAUUGAAACUGAUGUUUAUGUAAACAGCAUUGGACCUGUUGAUCCCAUAAACAUGGAGUACACGAUAGACAUCAUUUUUGCCCAGACCUGGUUUGACAGCCGGUUAAAGUUCAACAGCACCAUGAAAGUCCUUAUGCUUAACAGCAACAUGGUGGGAAAAAUUUGGAUCCCUGACACGUUCUUCAGGAACUCAAGGAAAUCUGAUGCACACUGGAUAACAACGCCCAAUCGCCUGCUGCGGAUAUGGAGUGAUGGAAGGGUUCUCUACACUCUGAGAUUAACAAUUAAUGCAGAAUGCUACCUUCAACUUCAUAAUUUUCCUAUGGAUGAACAUUCCUGUCCACUGGAAUUUUCAAGCUAUGGAUACCCUAAAAAUGAAAUUGAGUACAAGUGGAAAAAGCCCUCAGUGGAAGUAGCUGAUCCUAAGUACUGGAGAUUGUAUCAGUUUGCAUUUGUAGGGUUAAGAAAUUCAACUGAAAUCUCUCACACAAUCUCCGGAGAUUAUAUUAUCAUGACUAUCUUUUUUGACCUGAGCAGACGGAUGGGCUAUUUCACAAUUCAGACCUACAUUCCGUGCAUUCUAACAGUUGUUCUUUCCUGGGUGUCUUUUUGGAUCAAUAAAGAUGCUGUACCUGCUAGAACAUCCCUGGGUAUCACUACGGUUUUGACUAUGACAACCCUCAGUACAAUUGCUAGAAAAUCUUUACCUAAGGUUUCUUAUGUGACAGCAAUGGAUCUCUUUGUCUCUGUGUGUUUCAUAUUUGUGUUUGCAGCACUCAUGGAGUAUGGAACCUUGCAUUAUUUUACUAGUAACAGUAAAGGAAAAACCACCAGAGACAGGAAGCUGAAAAACAAAACUUCGGUAUCCCCAGGUCUCCAUGCUGGAUCUACUCUGAUUCCCAUGAACAACAUUUCUAUGCCUCAAGGGGAAGAUGAUUAUGGUUACCAGUGCUUGGAGGGCAAAGACUGUGCUACCUUUUUCUGUUGCUUUGAAGACUGCAGAACAGGGUCCUGGAGAGAAGGGCGAAUACACAUACGCAUUGCCAAAAUCGACUCCUACUCCAGGAUCUUUUUCCCAACAGCUUUUGCCUUGUUCAAUCUGGUUUACUGGGUUGGAUAUCUAUACUUAUAAGUUCUGCCAAUAGAUAAAAAAUUCAUAAAAGUCUGGUUUAGUCCAAUAUAAUCACUUGCAUUUCAUAACAGGAAGUUAGAAUUUAAAAUGAAAGUCUACCAGUUAAAAUCUGAAUCGUUUGGUCAUAUGAUUAAGGCUUUCAUAAAUAAAUAAGAAAGAAUUAUUCAGGUUAAUUUACCUAAAUAAACAUGAAAUUCAUUGUCCAAUAUAGCACAUUUAAAUCAUAAACUUAUAUUUUUACUUUGAUGUUUUUAUGUUUCUUAUAUAUAACUAACAUUGGACUUAAUACUUAUGUGAAAAAUAUUUUGAAUAUUAAAUAAUUUUGACACAUAUUUUAUUUAAAUAUCUAUUACUUAUAAUGAAAAACGACUGCCUAAUAUUAAAGUAUUCUUUGCCUAGAUUCACCAUUAGUUUGAUUUAUUUCUUGCUUUAUCUUUCCCUGUUUAGGAUAUAGUUGCUUUAAAACAAAGCCAUGAUUUUCUUGGAUCAUGAAAGAUAUACUAUUCCCCAGCUGAAAAUAAUGUAUUAAUUACUUUUUAAAUAAUUUAUUUUGUGACCUGACAGUUUGUAUACAUUUAUAUAUUUAAACACUGCUGUGUCUUAUGUUUGACGUGUAAAGCAAUUACAUCAAACUACUUGGCAAUUAUAGCUUCCAAAAUGGACAAAAUUUACCCGUAAUCAAAUCAAUUUUCUGUUCAAUGUUAAAUGGAAGUCAAGGUACAUUUAAUUUGAGGUUUUUCAAAUGUGGCUAGGAAACACUAGAGUCAUUUUUUGUUUUUCUUGCAAUGCAAGAUCAAAAACAAAAAUCAAAGUUAUUUUCUGCCUUGUAGGAUUUUAUGAGGUAUAAAGAGGUUAACACUAAAAUGUUAAAAUGUACUAACAGUGAAAUCAAGUGGGAAAUGUUUUGUUUUUUUCUUUAUGUGCUACAAAAGAGAUUCACGAGUUCAAAGAAGCAUUGAGUAAAUGUGCUUGAUUUAACAGGGCUUAAAGAACCAUCUGGCAAACUAAACUGUAGGUUGUCUUGAGAAUACAGAUUUAAAUACAUGCUAUCGAUAUUUUGUAGAGUAGAUAUAUUUGGGAAACAUCAAAAUUAUUUAUCUACCCACUGAUUUCUUACCUGGCUUUUACAACUGUAUUAUAAUCACUGUUUUCUCUUCUUGAGGCAUGUGAGACUUCUCCAAAUUCAUUUUACAAAUGGACUUUGUGAGAGACAACUAUAAUGAACUUGAGUAGGGACAUCAGGAAAUCCAUACAGUGAGGAAAAGACUCCAGAGAGUCUCACUGUAGGGAAAGCUGUCACAGUUACCAGUGCUACAUCUGUGAGCAGAGGCUGAAGCUUGGAAAUAGGCAGUAGAAAUAUUCACUGUAGGUCUGGCAAGAUGGCCCAGCAUACUUGGUGAGGACCCAGGCUGAGUUAUCAGCCUCCAUGGGGCAAUUUACUAUGGUCUAUAUUCAGGAAUCUGAGGCCUCUUCUGGACUCUAUUGAUACUGCAUGCACAUGGUAUACAGAAGCAGGCAAAUACAUAAAAUAAAAAUAAUAAAUCCUAGAAAAGAAGACAUGAUCAUUGCUGACAGUAGUUGUCACAAUGAGAGGCUUUAUGAAUAAGGGUAUGUUGAUUUUGAAGAGAAGGUGGCCAUGUGGGUUUUUGACACAUAUGCUUUUAAUUAAAAAAUUGUCUGCACCUGGUGUAUCAAUCACUGGAUAUAACUUUGAUUGUAUUAUAAUGUGAGAAUUACAAUUCUCCAGGUAACUAUAACUUCCUCCUAAACACACAGGAUUUGAAGCAAAAUAAAAUAUUGACUUUUUUAACAAAUGGAGUUCUGAAUGAAAUUUUGACUCUGUGAAUAUUAAUUUUUAGAUAUUCUGUGCAUUUAUGUUCAAGAUAUUACAUAUUGGUAAAUGUUAAUGAAAUAAACACCAUUCGAGGGAUAAAUGAAGUAUGGACUAUCCAUCAAGGCAUAGCAUGCUUCACUAUAUUUUUACGGCUACUUCCACAUUUGUAUUGACGGCUUGCUCAUCAUUAGGGUGGUAGGGUGCUUAGAGGCUCUGUCAAUUGUAUCUCAGCAUGACUCUAUGUUAAAAUCCUUUGAAAUGCUUGAUAGAAGUAUGAUUAAUCUUCAUUGCUGUUUUAAUAACUAGGCUUUAAAUGUUGACAAUAUUUACAAGUGAAAAUAAAAUUGUUAAAAAUA
This is a messenger RNA of Rattus rattus (black rat), 3734 nucleotides long. RefSeq names its product gamma-aminobutyric acid type A receptor subunit gamma1 (gene Gabrg1). The coding region runs from base 147 to 1544 and encodes 465 amino acids. Gene Ontology annotation, biological process: chloride transport; gamma-aminobutyric acid signaling pathway; signal transduction. Gene Ontology annotation, molecular function: GABA-gated chloride ion channel activity; benzodiazepine receptor activity; transmitter-gated monoatomic ion channel activity involved in regulation of postsynaptic membrane potential. NCBI's taxonomy places the organism in Eukaryota, Metazoa, Chordata, Mammalia, Rodentia, Muridae. The record is from RefSeq and is a predicted model, not a curated record. The transcript has 9 exons. Gene Ontology annotation, cellular component: GABA-A receptor complex; postsynapse; synapse.